This is a messenger RNA of Aspergillus neoniger CBS 115656, 539 nucleotides long. RefSeq lists its product as uncharacterized. The coding region runs from base 140 to 457 and encodes 105 amino acids. NCBI's taxonomy places the organism in Eukaryota, Fungi, Ascomycota, Eurotiomycetes, Eurotiales, Aspergillaceae. The record is from RefSeq and is a predicted model, not a curated record. The transcript has a single exon.
UACGUCGAUCGGUGUAAAUCAAGCCACGACAGCGAUCCGAGCGGACUCAAGACACGCGAUCGGGAACAAUGGCGAGACGAGAAACGAAGCGCGGAGUCAACGAAGUGGACUGGUCAUAUGAAGCAAACAAGUAGAAUACAUGCAAGAAGGGAAAGGAGCGAAGCCGAUAAGCGGUCGUCGAGGGUGGCAGGAAGCAGGAAUCUGGGAGGUUUCUUUUCCGGCCGCAAAGGGGCAAUGCCGCCUCCACAUCACGUGGUACCCGCUUGCGGUGGUCUGGUUCCUUCCCCAUUUACUAUUAGUUAGUAGUAAUAAUCCCUCCUCCACUCCUUGGCCAGCCAUCGUCUGGCUUGCAACUGGCUGCAAUCGAUGCAACAAUUUCUUGUUUCAGCUGUCUCAUGAUGUACACAAUUUGGGGUUAUUCUGGGGUCUAGCUGAGCCUGCUUGCACUGUAUCUUAGUAGUCUUACAGCCGAAUGCUGACCCCUCAACCCAAUCGGGCGUGGUUGAAUUUAGAUGACUGGCGGGCCGCCGACUAACUAG